AUGAGUAUUGGAGCCUUUCGCCAGGACGUGUCUGUUGAAGUUAAACUUGCCGACAAAGUUUUGCAGGGUUCAACGACUUUAUACUUUAAGCCAUUACGAGAAGUAAUUCCGUCGGUAGUAUUGCAUUGUCGACAAAUAACAAUAAACAGAGUGACAGUCAACCUCAUCGAGGCCAGUUUCGAAAUACGUAAUGACGGUGGUGGCGAAUUGGUGAUAAAGCUUCCUGAACCCAAGAUGACCCAGAGUGAAAAGCUGGAAGGCGAGUUUCGACCUUUUUGUGUCAACAUUGAAUAUAGCUUAACUAACCCACAAGGUGGGAUAUGGUUUGCCGAGGCUACAUCGCCGGAAGGCGAUCUAUUGCCCCACGUAUAUACGAUCAAUCGACCAACGCCUGGUGGAACGAGGUUGUGGCUACCGUGUGUGGAUGAUCUGAUGGAGCAGCCAACUUGGCACUUUGAGUUUAUCGUACCGAAAUUAUGUCUUCAGUAUCCGAUUACAGUGCUUUGUAGUGGUACAUUCGACAGUGAAGAAGAUCACAAAACCGACCCCGAGAAAAAGGUCGUCAAGUAUAAUUUGGACGUCAAAACAACAGCUCAUAAUAUAGGAUUUGCUAUUGGUCCAUUUGAGCGUUUUCAGCUACAGUAUGCAGAGAAAGAUGAUCAAAUCUCCAUGUUGCCUGAAAUCUUUGGGUAUUGUAUGCCGAAUAAGGCGCAAUUAUUGGGAGAAACGUUCUCUACAAACUAUUAUGGUGAUACUAUGAGAUUUCUCCUUGGCGAAUCUGUCAAUUCUGUCGCAUCAAUGAUAAUUUGUCGGUCGUGUAUCUUACAUCCUCGGGAUAUACCGGAACAAACGUAUGAAACUCGGCGGCUGCUCAUUGAGGCAAUUGCCAUGCAGUGGUUUGGUGCAUAUAUCGUUCCUCAGAGUUGGGCCGACUAUUGGCUCGUGCCCGGAUUAUCGAUAUACUUGUCAAUACUUUGCAUAGCUGUAAUGCUCGGGAAGAACGAGGCACGAUGGCGAAUAAAAGAGGAUAUUGACAGAUGUGUUGAAGAAGACGUUCAAAGAGACCCGCUUUUCCGGCUCGAUAGAAGAUUGCCGCUUGUAUCGGACGAGAUAGAGUUCAUGGCUUUGAAAGCACCAAUCAUUAUUUAUAUGUUGAAUCGACUGCUGAUAAGAGGAGGAUAUCCGCAAGGAAUGUUGGGAAUUGUAUCUGACAUGAUCCUUACUGCAAAAGACGGCGUUCGAAAGUUCAAAUCAAUGAGCACUAAGAUGCUUCUUGACAUGUGCAGGAAGGCUAUUCGUGCUGAACGACGUGAUGAAGUUAAAAGUUUUUUCACGCAGUGGAUUUACGGGAGUGGAUGUCCUAAAUUUCGAAUAUCUCAUCAAGUAAACAGGAAGAAGAUGAUGGUUGAGUUUCAUGUCAAGCAAGUGAAUACGAAUGUUACAGAUGGUUCCCCGAGUCCGCGCGCUUAUAAUCCAACACCUGUAUUCUCUGGGCCCAUGGUCGUCUGCGUGCAUGAAGCAGAUGGUAAAUCAUACGAGCACACUCUCUUUAUUAAAGCGGAAGCUGAAAAGCACAUGGUAAAAUUUAAUACGAAAUAUAAACGUAUACGACGAACUACAAAGAAGUUCAAACAGCAAGCACCCAACUCUGCUCCUACUCAAGAGGAGGGCAUUAGCGUUUGGGGUUUAGCCAUGAACGAAGAAGAGAAACAAGAGUGGGGUGUCGUUGAUUGGGAUGAAGCAGAUGACGAAACAGCAUCGAGUGCAUAUUUCGAAUGGAUUCGGCUGGAUGAAGAUCUGGGGUGGAUUUGUAGCCUUGAUUUUGUGGACCAGGUGGACUAUAUGUGGAGUACACAACUCGUCAAAGAUCGUGAUGUCGUUGCGCAAGCAGAGGCUGUGAAAAUGCUCGAGACCUCGCCAUCAAAACCUUGCAUAUCUACACUCAUGCGAACGCUGCGGGAUCCUAGGUACUUUUAUCGUGUACGAGUACUGGCUGCAGUAGCUAUCGCGAAGUGUACUCACAUACGGGAUAGAGAAAAGAAAGAUCGAGAAGAAUUGCGACAAUUGGCAAUCCGCUUGUUAAUUCGAACAUUCCAAGAGAAUUAUUGUAUACAUGGCAUACUUGGUGGCGAGCAUGGCUUCAUACCAAAGCCCAAUCAAUUUGAUGACUUGAGAGAGUAUUUCGUAAAGAAGUCACUACCCUGGGCACUAUCGCUCAUUCGCGACGACAAAGGAGAAACACCCGAGAUCAUUCACAAGUUUUUGUGUACUAUAUUACAGAUGAACAGCAUCGCAGACGGAUCAAGAUUCGCUGAUGAUUAUUACGUAGCGGCUUUAAUCGAAAGUUUAGCAAAUGCCUUUAUACCACUUGAUCAAGGUAUUUUUGGGAAUCAUGACGUAGAGACAUUUUUGGAAUAUGAAAACCAUUGGUUGACAGCCGCUUUAGCGGAGAUCGAGCGAUGCCUCCAGAAGGAUUGGAAUAUGUGGUCAUCUUAUCGUAAUAUAAUCGCUGUUGCAUGUAUUCGGGCAAAGGCAAACCUCAUGAAAGCCAGUGUUAUUCGACGAGAUAUUAAGAAAUUCUUCGAACAUACUCUGUAUGGAAAUUUUGUCGAUGUGCGUGUGGCUGCCAUUGAAGCCUUGGUGCAAUUGAAUGGAUUGGAAUCAGAUGUAGGCCUUGAAUAUCUUCGCCACCUGGUGAGAAAUGAUCCUUGCCUAUAUGUUCGACGUUUAGUGGGAAGAAUUGCCGGAGUUGUUGAUGGAGGACCUUUUUUCUGGGGACUGCCCAAGAGGACUGACGCUAAACCUGGGAUUCGUCUCUCCGUCGUCUCUAAGAACGUACCCAAGAACGUACCUAAGAACGUCUCUAAGAAGGCGAGCAUAAGAAUAAAGGGAAAUAUGCGAACUACACAGCUGCUUCUGGCACAAAAAGAGGUUUUUCCGAAUUCGUUCAAGCGUGCCCAACGAGGCUUGUUCGGCGGAAAGCGUAUACACUACGGAAACAGAGUUUCAGAAAACGAUAACAAGACUCGACGUCGAUGGUUACCUAAUGUCCAGAAAGCUCGAGUUUAUUCAGAGGCCUUUGGAACCUUUUUCAAAAUGAGAGUUACAACUGCAGCCUUGAGAACAAUUGACAAGAAGGGAGGACUAGAUCAAUAUCUUUUGAAUACCAAAGAUAAAGAAUUAGGAAUGUUUGGUGUCCGUCUGAGAAACGAAUUGAAGGCAAAACUAGCUGGGAAAUGGCCUGUUCGACCAGAAACUAAGCCGCAGGCCCAUGCAACUACUACCACUAUCCCAGGGAGAAUUACACUUUGGAAGAGGGUCUGGCCUAGCAAAGAGAAAAUCGACAGGCCGGCUGUUAAAAAGAAAUAA
Molecule: messenger RNA, 3369 nt
Organism: Paraglomus brasilianum
Lineage: Eukaryota; Fungi; Glomeromycota; Glomeromycetes; Paraglomerales; Paraglomeraceae
Source: the annotation of a GenBank genome assembly